GUUGCUUUCCACAAACAGCUGACGCCACUUUUAAUUAUUUUGCGUGAAAUUUAUAUCGUAAUGUUGAAAUUUUGUUGGAAAUUUUAAUAAUUAACUAAUAAAAUAUACAUAAAUCUCGAAAAGAAAUCAAUAGACUGUUGUAGUGUGUGGUAGAAAACAAAGUUACAUCCCCCUCCUUCACAAGCAAGACUGUGUAGACUGAUUGCCGAACAAAGUUCAGCUAAUUUAUUUAGUUUGAUAAUUUCGUUAAACAAACAAAAAAUUUGGUUAAUAUGACAGAAAGUGCCACAGCCAGUAAUUUUCGUAGUCCGGUGGUAGCUGAACCGAUUUUAAUGCCCCCCACUAUGGGUGGCGGUGGUGAUAUGGGCAUGUCUAGUUUGGGUUCAGAUGCCAUUUUGAGAACCCCUGCUGGUAAUGUCAGAUCUUUAGCACCACCUCCUUUGCCAAUGGGUCCUACUUCGCAAUAUUCUGGCGGUAUGGGUGGUGGUGCUUACGGUGGAGGUUAUGGUGGCUAUAGCAGUGGUUUUGGUAGUUAUGGAGGAGGCUAUGGUGGUUAUGGUUCUAGUUAUGGUGGUGGUGGCUAUGGCGGUUUUGGUGGCUUAGGCGGUUAUGGAGGCUAUGGCGGUGCUGGUGGUGGUUAUGGCACUUAUAACCGUUUUGGCAUGUCUGGUGGUGUGAAUCCUAUGGAUCCUGAGGCUCGAUUUAUACAAUUAGCUGAGGCUAGUUCAAGGCCGGCUUUUCAGAGUAUAGAAUCUUUGGUAUCGGCCAUUGGUAAUAUAGCUUCAAUGUUGGACUCCACUUUCUUUGCCUUAACCAGCUCAUUUAGAGCUAUACUUGGAGUGGCCGCCAACUUUGGACGUUUAAGGGGAGUAUUUGCACAGUUUUGGUCUACAUUUGCCAUAUUCCGGGGUAUGACUUGGUUGUAUAGAAAGAUUCUUUAUUGGCUGCGCAUCUCCAAUUUGGAUCCCUCCUCGGAGUCCUUUAAAAAAGCCUUUGCCGAGGCCAUGAACGAGUCUACAAAUCAACAGGGUGCUCCCAAGCUGCCACGUAAAGGACAAUCACCUUGGCCGGUUUUAGCUUUCCUUAGUUUUAUAUUUACCGCUCCUUAUUUGAUUAUGAAACUAUUGGGCACCGUUACUAAUACUGCUCAGGAGGAAGCCCGUAAUCCCAGCAAAUGGGUUCAACCCAUAGAAUCCGUAGCUCUUUACGAUUUCCAAGCUAGAAAUCCCUCUGAGCUAACCAUAAGAGCCGGCCAACGAAUUAUUAUUGCCCCCAAAGAAAUACAAAACACUUUGGCUCUACUCAACACCGGCUGGGCCAUGGCUACUGCAGAUGGACAAAUGACUGGCAUAAUACCCAUAAAUUAUGUAAAAUCACCCCAACAAAUGAGACAAGAACAAUUAUCGAAACCAGCUAUGGAUAUACAGCCAAACAGCUCCCCCGUACAUGUACCCAUUACUGAGGUUAAUGCUGCUCCCCAGCCAAGUUUAAUGAACUUAUCCACAUCGGCAUUUGCCGCGCCUCCACAGCAAACGCCGCCAGUAACUUCUAACAUUCCCGAUUUUGAUAUAGCGCCACAGCCAGUUGGACCUCCUAAUACGGCAAAUGUAGUUAUGCAAAAUGAUUUUUAAGUGAGAUUAAGAUAUAGAGGUAUAAAGGUGAGGUGUUUUUUGUACACAGUUCGGCCUUGGUUAAACAGUUUCAUUCAGGUUUUCAAUAUUUACAACACAAUUGUUUAGUUCUUAAGGUUUUUUUGCAAUUAAGUGCUUUGCUUUAAGUUAAUUUUAAAUUUUUUGUGAAAAUCAUUUCCUCUUUAAAUUUUCCUUUUUGAUUAUUUUGCUGUUUUAUUAUUAUGAUUAUUUCCUCUUUAACUUUUCCUUUCAUUAUUUUGCUGAAAUCUGUUGUUUAGAAAAUCGAAAAAACUGUUAUUUUAUGUUUUUUUUAUCUAUAAUAUUAGGGUUAUGUGUACAAUUUUAAAAUCAAUAGUAUUGAAUUAUAUAUAUUUAUACAAAAAGAGCAAAUAGUUUUUAUGGAUUUUUAUAGAAAUUAGCUUUAAAAUAUUAAUCAAUUUUUCUAAAAUUUUAAAAUAAUUAUUUUUAAGUACAUAAAUACAUACAUACUAUAAUUAUACAUAUAAUAUACAUAAAUAAAAUAGAAAUGAAUAAACGUGAUUAAUUUUCCUUUCGAAAACUUCUAAUAUUAAAAGAAAAA
Molecule: messenger RNA, 2211 nt
Organism: Calliphora vicina (urban bluebottle blowfly)
Lineage: Eukaryota; Metazoa; Arthropoda; Insecta; Diptera; Calliphoridae
Gene: Pex13
Product: peroxin 13
Exons: 4
Coding region: 273-1631 (452 amino acids)
Biological process (GO): protein import into peroxisome matrix, docking
Cellular component (GO): peroxisomal importomer complex; peroxisome; peroxisomal membrane
Molecular function (GO): protein binding
Source: RefSeq, a predicted model, not a curated record